AGACAUAGUUGCUUUGCUCGUCGUCUGCUGAGUGAAUUGUUCCGAUGGCUGGCUGUGGUCGAUGGUGAUGUGUGGUUGUAUGUAAAGUGGGCGUGUAAAUGUUGUUGCUUAUGAACAGCUGUGUGUUGUGAAAUGCUUGAGUGGGAAGGAAUUUUAAUGUGAUUCUGCUGUCGGUUCAUAUGUGUUGAAAUAAAAUGGCAACUUCAACAGGAGACAAAACUGUUAACAAAGUAGCAUUAUGUUCCGCGAUUUUUGCUGGAUUUGCUUAUGUGGGAUAUUCUGUUGUACGCACAGCUUUUUGUCGGAAACUUGGACGACGUGAUGGUGAUGACUUCCCGCCAGAGCACCGGCUGUACUUUCGGCGGCUGUCGCAGACGACACAGACAGACGUGCUGCUGGGCAACCUGGACGUGUCCGGAUCGGGUAAGGUGAUCCUGCGGCCGCUGACCGUGCAGGAGCGCAUCAGGGAGCUUAACCUGCGCGCACGGAUGUUCACUGACACAAUGCUCGCCAUCCAGACGGGUGGCGCCUCUGGAUCAUCGCCGCGGCACAGCCCGCUGCCAGGCCCACGCAGCCUCCAGUGCUCACCAUGGAGCUCUCCACGCAUUCUCAGUCCAGUGGAUGUACGGCACAUUCUGGCCAGCCGAUCUACAGAGAAUCUCAGUGCUUUGCACAUCCAUGGAGAGGCAGAACUCCUGGGAUCCCCCAUGCGCAGACGAUGGGCACGGCGUUCUCUUCGUGGUCGCCAACAGACACAGUCACGAUCCAGCUCAGCUGCCUCAGAAAAGGACAAGGAGGAGGACACGAAGAGAGAGGCUGAGAAGCUGCUCAGGGAUGGAGAGGAAGAGCUUCGUUUGCGGCUUGACACACUCAGUGUGAGACACAGGGUUAUUACAGCAAAUGAAGCUAAAAGUCUGGUUGCACUUCUUCACACUAAUGACGACCUGCUACUGGAGAGAACUCUGAUGACAAUUGGAAAUUGUGGGACAUUCUCUGCAAAUCAGGAUACUCUGAGGGAAGCUGGUUGCCUCUUCAGACUUCAGAAUCUGCUUACUCAUCCCAGACUUGCAGUCAAGCUAGCAGCCAUUAAAGCUCUAGGGAAUCUUGCUUUGAACCAAGAAAAUCAGAAGGAACUGAAAGGUGUGAUUCCUAUUCUACUGAGUUAUGUACUCAGAGAAAGACAGAGUGAAAAACUUGUUAUGAGUUCACUAGUGACGCUGACCAAUAUAGCAGCUCUUCCAGAUUGGCAUGAUGAGUAUUAUUCUUUGUUACACACUCUCUACAAUCUUGUGGAUUCAGCCCCCCCUCAGAUGAAGCUACAGGCUCUUAAACUUCUGGUGAAUCUUUCAUGCAAUGAGGAUAUGGUGCCUAGUCUACUUGCAGCUCAGGCUCCUCGAAGGCUUAUAUAUUUACUCGACCCAUCUACAAAUGAAGAAAUACUGCUUCGAGUAACAACUCUCUUAGCGAAUUUGACAACUGUUGCAAAGGACCAGAAUUUGGAUCCAACAAUUGAUUUGCCAGCAGAAGAUAAAGCAGCUUCACCAGAUACAAUCAGGUAUGCAGCAAUUUAUGGCGUCAACAUACGGGAAAAGGUGUUAAGUAAAGUAUUUGUUCUCAUGAAUCAACAUAAAAAUGAAGACAUCCGCUUCCAGGCAAGGAAAAUUUAUGAUGUUAUAAGAUCCUGAAAGAGGGUUAGGUACAAUGUAUUUGAGGGCAUCAGGUAUCCAAUGAUCAUAGUCACAUCUCAUUAAAGGUGUAAAGUGUGUGCUGCUUGUAGACUGCACAGAAUUGAAGUAGACAUGUAAUAGAUAUGUUGAAGGUGUAAUGCAUUAUAAGCAGUAUACAGAGAUUGCCUAAUGAUGUCUCUUAAACACUAUUGUACCAAUAAUUGCUGGAAUUGAAUUGGUGUAAUAUCACAUUGAAUGUUGAUGUCUGACCAUUUUUUUCGUGAAACUUAGCAGAAUUUCUGGUUAUGUAACUGUGUAAAGAAAACAAUUUUACUGCUGUUGACAGAACAGUGGUUCUUUCUUUCAUGUUUUCAUGUGUCAUUGCUAUUUAAUUAUUCAAACAGAGUAAAUUUUUCCGUGGCAAUGCCUUUUAUCAGAAGUGAAAUAGUAUAUAUAAACCUGGUACGAGAAAAGAAUGAAUGUUUCAUAUACACAAAUUACUUGGUUGUGAAUAUUUAUUAGGUGUACUUAGUUUUAAUAUGCUGCCAAAGCACCAUUCAUUUAGUCAGCAGUGUUGUAGAUGGUAAGUGUUCCUAAUUUGCUUAAAUGCUGAUGCAUUUAUGAAGUAUGUGUGACUGUAGAUUCAGUGUUGUUCAGAGAGAAAAAAAAGAUCUGAUGCUAAAAUCACCAUUAAUAAUUUGCCGACUGGAUAAUGUUAUUUCCGCUUAUAAUACCAAUAAUCAAAUUCACAAGUUUGUGUGUUACUCACUUAGGUCCUUUCUCCUUCUCUUUUAUCAUAUUUCACUUACCUUCAGAAUUCCAUUUUUAUAUUCUUCUUAUUUACCAGAGUUACUGCAUUGCUGAUGAUGCUAUACAUAAAUUUAGCAUACACAUUUUAUUUAUGAUAAACAUGUUUUUGUGAUUUCCUUAACAUAUCACAUAGUAACAGCUUCUCUACAUUCCACCAAUUGUGAAAAAUAAAACCACAAAUGUAAAUAAAUGAUGAAGGUGCUUUUCUCUUGAAUCCUUCCAUCCCCCAUUAUCCAUUUGAAGCAGUGCUGAAUGUAACUGAAAGAGAGAUUUCUGUGGAAAUGGUACAUUCCUGAAUACUGUUAAAUGUGUGCUUAGUACACCACUUGACACCUGCAUAUAUUAAUUGAGCUGUUUUAUUGCUCCAAUAAUAUAACUUGUUGGUUUUAAUUAUGUGCUUCAUCUUAUGAGAGGAAAACUGUAGUUUGUUAUUUUGUAGGCAGAUGUUGGUGAAUAUUCAGUGCAAUCACACACAGCCAGACAACUGGUGAAUUGUAUUGCCCAGAGCUAUUUUUGUAAUUAUUGUUGUAAUUAUUGCAGGUAAAUUUAAAUUAACAUUACUCACUAUUUUGUAAUAUGCACAAUUUGAUCUGAUAUGUAUGUAAAUUUGCAUAGAUUCUGUCCCCUGAUAUCGCUUAUUUUCUAAAUAAAUAAAUAAAUAUAUAUAUAUAAACACACACACACUCAUACAUAAAAUAAAAUUAUCGUGUAUUCUUAAUGUAAAUAUAAUCUUUGUGGUUGAAUUGAUAAGAGUCAGCCAUGUGAAACUAAUGUAAAGUUGAUGACCUGACAAGACAUGAAAAAUUCCAUAACACAUGUGAUUUUGCUUGACUGACACACAAUGUUCGCUUCUUGUACUAUGACUGAUGGUGCUUCUGUGUUGCGUAUUUAAAUUUUGACUGUAAUGCUACUUAUCUGCCAAUUUUUGUAUGUAAAUAGUUCAUUUUAUUUUUAUUCUGUUAUAUGUUACAUUAUUUUGAGUGUAACAUAUCAGAAUUACUUAAAUUAUGAUUUUUUGUUUCAAUUUUCUGCCCAUAUUACAAGGCAGAUGGUAUCAGGUCCCAAUAAUGGGCAAAUGAAAUGUACGAGUAUCUUGUACUUAUAGUGUUCUGCAUUAAUACACAUUAUUUUGGUUUAAUUUACUUUGUAUGAUGUGAAUGAGUGCCUCCUUCCCUAAAAAAAUGUGAAGAAUAAAGUAGUAUAACAAAAUAUUUAAAUAAUAAAAUAUUAAUAAAACGCAAUUGCCUGCCUCACCAGGUGUGCACUCAAUGUCUGUUUUAUAGUUUUAGUCAUUAACAACAUUAUUGUCAUAUUCUUGUGAGGAAGUGUUUUUUCGUGUUCUGUGGAAAAGACAUGGUAGUUUAUGAUAAAACUUAUUUGAUGCAUGAAGGUACUUUGCCGAACCUAGAAAUAACCAUUCGGUUUUCAAAUACUCAUGUGUUUACAAUCUCCAUUAGGGGGAAAAAUGUAACAACAAUGUAAUUAUUUAUAAACGAUGUGGAAUUUGUUAUCAGAAAAUAUGUGACAAAUGCUUUCUUCUAUACAUAUAGCAUAAGAAUUCUAUAACAAAAGAGGUUAAAUUGCAAUAUCAAUAUAUUUCAUUUCACAGAA
Messenger RNA from Schistocerca gregaria, 4088 nucleotides. RefSeq lists its product as uncharacterized. The transcript has 8 exons. Gene Ontology annotation, cellular component: mitochondrion. The record is from RefSeq and is a predicted model, not a curated record. NCBI's taxonomy places the organism in Eukaryota, Metazoa, Arthropoda, Insecta, Orthoptera, Acrididae. Gene Ontology annotation, molecular function: protein binding. The coding region runs from base 195 to 1685 and encodes 496 amino acids.